AUGGCGAUCCUAAGAAACUUCCUCGCCUCCCUGCUCGUUGCAGCUCCUUUUGCUGUUGCCGCUCCUGUUGCAGCCCCGACUGAUGUAUCUGGCACCUUGGGCGACUUGGCCGACACCAUCACUGGUGGCCUAGGCGAUGAACUCGACAAGAAGAUGGGAAUCAGCGCAUUCCUUCGACCUAUGCUUUCCAACCCGGACUCUCUUAACAUCAUCCCUAACCGAUACAUCGUUGUUUACAACGACACCUUCGACGAUGAUACGAUUAACGCCAAGGAGUUCAGUAUUGCUUCGGCUAUCAAGAAGCGAAACCUCAACAAGCGAAGCUCAGUCGGCAAGGCUAUGUCUACUACCAUUCAGUCUUUCCGCAUGAACAAGUGGCGUGCCAUGUCGCUUGACGCCGAUGAUAUUACUGUUCAGGACCUCUGGAACUCCGACGAGGUUGCCUACAUCGAGGCUGAUACCCACGUCAAGCUUAACGCUGCCAUUGCUCAAGUCAACGCUCCUCCUGGCCUUGAUCGUCUAUCCCACACCAAGGCCAAUGAGGAUACCUACGUUUUCGACGACUCGGCCGGUGAGGGUAUCACUGCUUACAUCGUUGACACUGGUAUCAAGGUUGACCACAGCGAGUUUGAGGGCCGUGCCACUUUCGGCGGCAACUUCAUUAACGAUGUUGAUGAUGAUGAAAAUGGACACGGUAGCCACGUCGCUGGAACCAUCGGCGGUGCUACCUUCGGUGUUGCUAAGAAGGUUGACCUCGUUGCUGUUAAGGUCCUUGACGCCUCAGGCGGUGGCAGCAACUCUGGUGUCCUUCAAGGCAUGCAGUUCGUUGUUGACGAUGCUAAGAAGAGGGGCAAGACCGGCAAGGCUGUUAUGAACAUGUCUCUUGGUGGCGACUUCUCCGCGGCCAUCAACCGCGCUAUUGAGGCCCUCUUCAAGGCUGGCGUUGUCCCCGUUGUGGCCGCCGGUAACGAGAACCGCGAGACCGCCCUGACUUCUCCUGGCUCUGCCCCUAACGCCAUCACUGUCGGUGCUUUUGAUGCCACCACCGAUGAGCGAGCCGACUUCUCCAACUUCGGCCCUGAGGUCGAUAUUUACGCUCCCGGUGUUGAUGUCCUUAGUGUUGGUAUUAAGUCUAAGACUGAUACUGCUACUCUUAGCGGAACCAGCAUGGCCUCUCCUCACGUUGCUGGUCUCGCCGCCUACCUCAUGGGUUUCCAGAAGCUUGACAGUCCCGCUCAGGUUGUCAGCCUCAUCAAGAGCCUUGCCCAGCAGAGCGGUGCCAAGGUCCGCAACAACGUCCAGGGCACCACCGACCUCAUCGCCAACAACGGCAACCAACAAUAG
Fusarium sp. VM40 is the source of this 1344-nucleotide messenger RNA. The record is from the annotation of a GenBank genome assembly. Lineage: Eukaryota; Fungi; Ascomycota; Sordariomycetes; Hypocreales; Nectriaceae.